Clunio marinus is the source of this 524-nucleotide messenger RNA. NCBI's taxonomy places the organism in Eukaryota, Metazoa, Arthropoda, Insecta, Diptera, Chironomidae. The record is from the annotation of a GenBank genome assembly.
AAUGAAAUUAUUCCGUCAACACGAGUGAAAACAAAUUUUUUAUUGACACAAACGGGCACGCAACUAGUUUUGAAGAGUUGAAAAAAAAUUGAAGCUGCUUAAUAUUUUCCAUCCGAAAAAAGAAAAUAACCCAUCUCAAAAAUGUUGAACCGCAGUCUUAAUUUGACCCGUCAAACACUUACAAACUUUGUUCGUUUUGGCCACCAUGGUGGUGUGCCCGGAUCGAACUUACCAUUCGACAUUAGCAACAGAUACAAGCUCACCGCCUUGUUCAUUGUCUUCUUCGGAUCAGGACUUGGAGCUCCUUUCCUCAUCCUCAGACAUCAACUUUUGAAGAAAUAAAUUUCUGAGCCAUGGGUGAUCCUGUUAAUUAGUUUAUUUGUCAACAAUAAAAAAUAUAAAAUACAUAGACAAACUUUCCUGGAUCUUCGUCAUCACAAAAUUUUACAACAAAAACAGUAACCAAAUUGAUGUAUGAAGCAGCAAUGAAUUCGUAUAAAAUAAAACAUUAAAUCUAUGGUAAA